Molecule: messenger RNA, 1836 nt
Organism: Salvia miltiorrhiza (redroot sage)
Lineage: Eukaryota; Viridiplantae; Streptophyta; Magnoliopsida; Lamiales; Lamiaceae
Product: guanosine nucleotide diphosphate dissociation inhibitor 2-like
Exons: 14
Coding region: 285-1670 (461 amino acids)
Biological process (GO): vesicle-mediated transport; small GTPase-mediated signal transduction; protein transport
Cellular component (GO): cytoplasm
Molecular function (GO): Rab GDP-dissociation inhibitor activity
Source: RefSeq, a predicted model, not a curated record
UUCGUAUUUUAAUAUAGAUUAAUUCAUGUAGUGUUCGUUAUUCAAAUAAAAAUUUGGUUUCAUCGCUUUUAAUUUAGUAAAAAUUCUCAAUCUUGUUCUACGAAAACCCCAGUUUUAAUUUUAAUGACACCUGGCAUCACAUAUAGAAUAAUUAAUUAAAAAUGAACGAAAAUGCAAUCACGCAAGUUUGAAAAUGAUGCGCAGGAAAUUAGUAGACAGUAGUUGAAGAAUCAAGGCAAACAACCCAACUCAUCUCCUCUUUGUUUGAUCGCAGUUUCUUCAAGAUGGAUGAAGAGUACGAUGUGAUAGUGCUAGGAACUGGUCUCAAGGAAUGCAUCCUCAGUGGUCUUCUCUCCGUUGAUGGCCUCAAGGUUCUGCAUAUGGAUCGCAAUGACUAUUAUGGUGGUGAAUCGACUUCUCUUAAUCUUAUCCAGUUGUGGAAGAGGUUUAGAGGAGGUGAUAAUCCUCCGGCACAUUUGGGUUCUAGUAGAGAUUACAACGUCGAUAUGAUCCCAAAGUAUAUAAUGGCGAAUGGUGCUCUUGUGCGAGUCCUCAUCCACACCGAUGUCACUAAAUAUUUGUCAUUCAAAGCUGUUGAGGGUAGCUAUGUGUACAACAAAGGAAAGAUUCACAAGGUGCCUGCAACUGACAUGGAGGCACUAAAAUCACCCCUAAUGGGUUUUUUUGAGAAACGACGUGCCAGGACAUUUUUCAGUUAUGUACAUAAUUAUAAUGAAAGUGAUCCUAAAACACAUGAAGGAAUGGAUUUGACACGAGUUACUACUAAGGAGCUUUUUGCAAAGUAUGGUCUCGACGAGAACACUGUGGAUUUUAUCGGUCAUGCAGUAGCUCUCCACAGGGAUGACUAUUAUUUGGACGAGCCAGCGCUGGAUACUGUGAAGAGGAUGCAGCUUUAUGCCGAGUCGUUCGCUAGAUUUGGUGGUGGAUCGUCUUAUAUCUACCCUUUGUAUGGCCUUGCAGAGCUUCCCCAGGCAUUUGCUCGUCUCAGCGCUGUUUAUGGUGGGACUUACAUGUUGAAUAAACCUGAUUGCAAGGUGGAGUUUGACGUGGAAGGCAAGGUGUGCGGUGUUACAUCACAAGGGGAAACAGCUAAGUGCAAGAAAGUUGUGUGCGAUCCUUCCUACCUUCCCAACAAGCUCGUUGGAAGGCGUUUCUGGGCUUCAUUUUCUGUAUGGAAAGCCAAUUGUGUUAAGAAGGUUGGCAAAGUUGCAAGAGCCAUUGCUAUCAUGAGCCACCCUAUUCCUGAUACGAAUGAUUCUCAUUCGGUGCAAAUUAUUCUACCUCAGAAGCAGUUGUGUCGCAAAUCAGACAUGUAUGUGUUCUGUUGCUCUUAUUCCCACAACGUCGCUCCAAGAGGGAAAUUUAUAGCAUCUGUGUCAAGCGAAGCAGAAACUGAUCACCCGGAGGCUGAACUGAAGCCAGGUACCGAUCUACUUGGGCAUGUAGAUGAGAUUUUUUUCGAGACAUACGACAGAUACGAGCCAGUAAACGAGCCUUCUCUGGACAAUUGCUUCAUAUCAUCGAGCUAUGAUGCCACCACUCAUUUCGAGUCCACCGUCUCCGAUGUGCUGAAUAUGUAUACAUUGAUCACUGAAAAGGUUCUCGAUCUUAAUGUGGAUCUAAAUGCAGCCAGUGCAGCAGAAGAUUGACUGUAUCUUGUAAAAUAUUUACUACAGAAUGAAUCAACAAACGAGGUAUGUAAGAUAAUCCAUAAAGCAGCGACAAUUGAUGAAGUAGUAUAGACUAUAGAUUACAUACAUUGCUUAUACGUGUGACAUUUGAAUAAUACCAAUAAUUCAAUUUAAGGUUACAUCA